Closterium sp. NIES-65 is the source of this 4488-nucleotide messenger RNA. Lineage: Eukaryota; Viridiplantae; Streptophyta; Zygnematophyceae; Desmidiales; Closteriaceae. The record is from the annotation of a GenBank genome assembly.
AUGGCGUCUCAGGAGCAUCCGUCGUCAAGCUCUGCACCCCUGUCACCGUUGCCGUUGCCGCCUGCUGAGUUAGCAUCGCCGCUUCCUCCGCCACUCUUUAACGAGCCCUUCAUCAUGCCAGCAGCGCGCACCUCACGCUUCGCAGCGCCCGUGGACCGUGUCGUCGGCGAGGCGGAGCUGCUCCGUCAAAUGCGCUCCUUGCUCGGCCCCUUUGCGUCCACAUCCCGUCUCCUGAACCACCUGCGCGCCGUGCGCGGUAAGGUCCACUGGGCGGUCAACCGCUACCUACGCGAAGAGCUCAUGACCGGCUCAUCCUGCCCAGAUUUCGCUCCUCGGCCCGUACCGCGCGAUUCGUACCGAUCGGCUUCUUCCAUCGAGAGCUCCGCGCGCGGGAGGAGAGCGGAUGCAGCAGAUUCCGCAAGCGUAUCGGGAGAUGCGGGGUUUGCGGCACCUGAAAGGGCUGAAGGUCCUGUCACGGGAACUGUAGUUGAUGGAUUAGAAGGAGCGACGGUAUUAGCGGGCUCGCCGUGCGCGGACCGGUCAACUUGGCCAACCCUAGACCCGCAGAUUAGGGCUCGCGCCGAGUUACCGGUUGCCGCUGCGCACGGCGUCGCAUCUCCUGUCGACGCAGAGUCGUCGAGACAAGGAAUCCCGCACGCAGAAGCAGCCGUCGCAGCGCGCAGACCGGUGUCUUUAGAGGCGGACAGUAGAGACCUCACAUGUUCCGCCGCCUCUCCUCCCCCUUCCGCCGGCGCAAGCAGCCGUCCGCGACCGUGCGCAUGCAUUCUCUCGUCGCUGUCCGCGUACGGUACCACGGUCGUCGCUGGCACUCCAGAUGCAGCGCUCACGGGCUGCGACGAGGUGUCCGCCGCAGGGAGGAAAGCAGGUGCGGCGGAAGAAGUGGACGCGCGGGGAGGAGGGUUGUGUGCGCUGACCUCUGCCGCUUCGAGCGUCAAGUCUGUGUCGCAGGUAUUGCCUGGAUUGUUAUCGCCGGUGUCGCCAGGAAUGUUGGCGGAAGGAGGGGUAGCGGUUCUAGAGAGUGCUGAUCGGCUGACAGCAGUAGGCGGCAGGCAGCAGGCGGUAGCGCUGAUGCCCCAGCUGCAGGAGCAGGCGGACGAGGGAGGCGCGGAUGACGCGGAGAAAGAGCGCCAGGGCGCAGCGGAGCGGCAUGGGGAAGGGAAGGCGGAGGGGCAAGGCGAAGGGGACGGCGUGGGGGCGGCGGAGUGGGAGAGUGUGCCUGAAGGGAUCUUGGAGUCGGUGUUUGCUCGGCUGGCGUUUGAAGACCUGGCCGCCGUGCUGCUCACGUGCUCCGCGUGGCAGGCAGUGGCGCGCAGUGAUUGCCUUUGGAAGCAACUGUUUCUGCUGCGAUGGGGGCACUCUGCCACUCAAGCUAUUAUGCAGCAGCGGCGGCAGCAACAGCAAGAGCAACAGCUGGAGCAAGAGCAGGAGCAGCAGGAGCAGGAGCAGCAGAAACCGGAGCAGGAGCAGAAAGAGAGCAGGACGGUUACUAGCAGCAGAAGCGCAGUGGAGCAGCAGAGGACGGAUGAGCAAGUGCAUGAGGGAGCCGAUCUUGCACAGGGAGAUGACAGCAGCGGUGGAGAUACCUCAGCUCGUCCGUUGCAUCCAGACCAGCAGCAGUCGCCAUCAGUCACUGCGGCACCGUUGCCGUGGCAGGAGGCGUUUCGGCAGCGGCUGGAGAGUGAGAGGGCAGCGCAGUGCCCCCAGUGCCGUAGGUCGCGCUUUGUUCCCAUCGUGUACGGCUUCCCAUCAGCUCCGCUGGUGGCAGGCAUGCGCAUGGCGCAGUGUGUGCUGGGAGGGGACCAUCUCACAGACUACCCAGGGUACAACCCCCUGUGGGUGUGUGUGGGGUGCACCACCCGGUGGAGGAAGUAUCCUUAUGCUCCUGACUGCGAAGGCCCCUACUUCCCGCCCUCGCUCUCCACCUCAUCUGCCUCGUCCACAGGCAAUGAGAUUGACGACUUUGAUCGUCCUUUAAUCUUCGCCAUGGCUGACACCGCACCUCCACAGUCCUCUCAGGACGCACCCGCGCCCACUUCUACCCCUCCAGACUCUGCGCCUGGUGCGCCGGCUGCCGCCGCGACUGCUCCGCCUGCCGCUCCAGGAGCGCCGCCCGUCGCACCCCCCGCGACAACCCCCCCGGCUGCGCAGACCACCGGGGCACCGAUCGCGCUGUCUGAUUUCGAUCAGGCGAAGCGCAAGGCGGAAGAGCUCGCGCAGAAGUUUCUUAACGCGGGAGGCGCGAAGCGGUCCAAGUUCGACGACGGGCCGCCCGCAGGCGUUGCCGCCGCCGUGGCUCCUCCCGGCGUGAGCGGCGCGAACGGCGGAGGCCCGCCGGGUGGUGUGGCGAGCUUCGCGCCCGGUCCUCCCGGAUCGCAAGGCUAUGGCGCUGGCGCGCAGCAGCAGAGCCAGCCGCCGCCGUACUACCAGCAGCCGCAGCCGGGGGGCGCCGCGCCUUACUACGAUCAACAGGGCGGCGCCGCUACGCAGUCAAAGAAGAUCGACGUGCCGAACACGCGGGUGGGGCUGAUCAUCGGCAAGGGCGGCGAGACGAUCAAGUACCUGCAGGCGCAGUCGGGCGCCAAGAUCCAGGUCACGCGCGACAUGGAGGCGGACCCGCGCGCGCCCACGCGCCCCGUGGAGCUCACGGGCACGGCGGAGCAAAUCGCGCAGGCGGAGCAACUCAUUAAGCAAGUGCUCGAAGAGUCAGCCGCGGCCAGAGCGGCAGGAGGUGGAGGUGGUGGAGGAGGCGGAGGAGGCGGAGGGGGAUCGUACCCUGGAGCACAGGGCGGAGGGGAGACGGUGACGAUUAAGAUCCCCAACAACAAGGUCGGCCUCAUGAUUGGUCGAGGUGGAGAGACGAUUAAGAGCCUUCAGGCGCGUUCAGGUGCAAGGAUUCAGGUGCAGAGCGAUCGCGAGGUGGAGCCGGGGUGCACGGAGCGCAACGUGAUGCUGAUGGGCAGCAAGGCGCAGACGGACAUGGCGCAGGACCUCAUCAAAGAGGUCCUUGACGACGUAAGUUGCCGCUCCCCCCCUUCCCCUCCCUCGCGCACCCUCUUUUCCCCCUCUUCUCCCGCCUUUCCUUCACACCCCCCACUCCACCUCCCCCUCCCUCCCCGCUCCUCUCCCCUCUUCCUCCCCUCGGCCCGUCGUUCUGGAGCACAUGGGGUGGUUCUUUGCGUGCGGUACCUUGGCGUCUCUUGUCGUUCUCCGGUCGCUUGCCAUGCGAGCCUAUCAUUAUCGAUCAUGCCUUUCAUCCAAAUUUUCUGCUUUUCUGCGUCUCUUGUUUGCCUUGUGUGCUCCCCCGUUCCCCUCCCACCCUUCCCGGCUCUCCUGCAUUCUCUCGCUCCUUGCCUUGCCCUUGUCCCCCCCAUCUUGCUUGCUUGCAUGCCUGUGCUUGUGCUCGUCCUGCCCUCCCUCCUUUCGGUCUCUCCCUUCGCCCCGCUCCUCCUUCUCCUUCCUCCCCCACUCACCUUGCUGUUGUAUGCUUCUUGUAUGCCGGCCCCUCCGCUCUUGCCUUCCUCUCUUGCCUCUUCUCUUGCUCGCUUGCCCUCGUGCCCUCGCCGCUCGUCCGCCCUCUCUCCCCCCCGCGCGUCCUUGGCAAUGCAGCCUCGAAGGUCAGGUCCCGGUGGUGGCGGAGGGGGAGGUGGCGGAGGGUACGGGGGGCAGCAGGGGGGUUACCGCUCGGGCCCGGGCGGUUGGCAGGGCGGAGGGGGCGGCGGAGGAUACCAGCAGCCGCCCCCGGGGCAGCAGCCGCAGCAGGGCGGGGGAUACGGGGGAGGGUACAGCCAGGGGCAGUACGGGGGGCCGCCGCAGCAGUACGGGCAAGGGCAGGGCUACGGGGGGGGAUACGGGGCGCAGGCGGGAGGAGGCGGGGAGUACCAGCAGCAGGGGGGGUGGGGCGCGGGCGCACCACCAGGGGGGCAGCAGCCGCCCCCGCCUGCCCCGCCAGCGCAGCAGCCGCCAGCCGCACAGCCACCCGCGCAGCCAGCAGGAGGCGCACCAGCAGGGGGAGGGUACGAUUACUAUGGGCAGGGCGCACAGGCGCCCCCCCCUGCUGGGGACGGGGGGUACGCGUAUGGCGCUCAGCAGGGCGGGCAGGCGGGGUACUAUGGGGGAUACCAGCAGGGGUACCCGCAGCAGCAGGGGCAGCAGGCGCCUCCUGCGGGGUAUGCAGCAGCACCGGGGGGGUAUCCUCAGCAGCAGGGGUAUGAUCAGCAGGGGUAUGGGCAGCAGGGGUAUGCCCAGCCAGGGUAUGGUGCGCAGCAGGGCGGGUAUGAUUACUACGGGCAGGGGCAGCAGGCGCAGGGAGGGCAGGAUGCGUAUGGGCAGCAGCAGCAGCAGCAGCCCCCGGCGGGGGGGCAGCAGGCGGCAGGGCAGGGGUAUGGUGGAGCGGAGGGUGGUGCGCAGGGAGGGUAUGAUUACAGUGCUGCUGCCCCGCCUGCUGCCGCUCCUCCUGGCGCCGCUUAG